Solanum tuberosum (potato) is the source of this 1412-nucleotide messenger RNA. RefSeq names its product protein ABIL2-like. NCBI's taxonomy places the organism in Eukaryota, Viridiplantae, Streptophyta, Magnoliopsida, Solanales, Solanaceae. The transcript has 9 exons. The record is from RefSeq and is a predicted model, not a curated record. The coding region runs from base 184 to 1191 and encodes 335 amino acids.
UCUCAGUUUCCCAAUAAAUUCAUUUUUGAAUAUUAGGUUUGAAUUAGAAGUUUGAAUUUUUAUUUUACACUUUAGGAGUUUGUUAGAUAUAUUAAAUCUUUUAUCCUUUAUAUUUGCAAGUUUGCUCUGUUCUAUUUUUAUUUUUUUUGUUAUUUUCAAGAGUCAAAAUACUAUAGUCUAAACAUGGGAAAUGAGAAUCCAUUUUGUGGAGCAAAUGGUUCUCAAGAAGGUUCAAAUUAUGAUGAAAUCUUCAUGCAGCAUAGCUUGCAAUUUUCUGAUAGUUUAAAGGACUUGAAGAAUUUAAGGAAACAGUUGUAUUCUGCUGCUGAAUACUUUGAGUCAUCUUAUGGAGAAAAUGAACACAAAACAUUAGUGAUAGAGACUUUGAAAGAUUAUGUGAGUAAAGCUCUAGUUAGUAGUGUGGAUCAUUUGGGCUCUGUGGCUUGUAAAUUAAAUACUUUCUUGGAUGAAAAAGUUGAUGAGUUUUCUACAACCAAGCUUCGAUUUUCGUGCAUGGAACAGAAAUUGCAAACAUGCCAAGAAAUUGUUGAUCGAAGUGGCCUUUUGCAACAAUCUUUGAUAAUUGUGACUCCAAAGCAACAUAAGCGUUACAUAAAUACAGCUGCAGAGACACAACCUGCAGUUCCAAAACCCAGACAAAGAAAUAAGGAACAAAACUUGUGUCCUCAAGAGGACUUGCAGCUACCUAAUCAUGGUGAUUGUUUUCCUCAUCCUUUUCAAGCUCUACCAUUAAAGCCUCAUCCAUCUAAACCAAAGUACAUGAAAAACCAUUCCAAGAUUUCAUGGACAGAUGCUUCUCCAAAUCCUCUUAACUUCUCAUUUACAAGGGGUCCAUCCAACAAAGAAAUUGGGAAAAGAUCAAUUUCACCACUUAGAUUUGGUCUCAAGCGUUCUGGAUCUGUUAAUAGAUCAGUUUCUCCUCUCAUUCGUUUUGGAUCAGCUGUAACCAGAUCAAUUUCACCCAGCACUUCCAGUAUUAAACAGAGGUGUCCAUCUGAGCCACGGAGAGCGAUGUCAAUGUCCAUAAAUCCUGAAAGAAACAGUGCAAAGGAUAUGCAAGAAUACGCCAGAAAGAGUAAGAAUUUACUUACAGCAUUUCUUGGUCGUCAUGGUCAUGGGCAGGGAUCAAGAAAGGCAGGCAUACCUUCAAAAUACCACGACGAUAGAUGAUGAAACCAGUAAAUAGAGAUAUCGUCAAGUUUAUUCGAGCAAAAAAGGCAGUGAUUGAUGGUAUCGACUUCAUACAAAAAGUAGAACAGGUUACAAGUAUAUGGGAACCUGGCUUACUGCAUGAGCCAAAGAUAUGAAAAUGCAGGGCAGAAAAAAGUUCAAAAACUCUGUAAAAUGUAAAACUACUAUCUGUUAUUGAAAGUUAAUUGCCUUUCAUCUUG